CUCGGUAGACCUAUGGGGAAGAGAAAGGAGUGAGAGAGCCUAUAGCAGGAAGCAAUUAAGGAAAACUCAACACACACGGGAUAUUGACAAUGACAGACAACUGAAAAUGACAAUGUCAGCCAACAACUGAAAAUGACAGUGGCAGUCCAUGAAUGAAGAUGAAACUGAGUGAAAAUGAGUAAUCGAAAAUGAAUGAGCAAAUGUGAGUGAUAAAAAAUAGUAAUAUAGAAAAUGAGAGUGAAAAUGAGUGAGAGUGGUGCGAGGGCAGACUAGGGUAUUAGUGCGUUAUCUGGGAUCAACGCCUUUUAUAAAUCACUCACUGGGCUCCACUACCCUCAGUUAGGGCGAGACCCGCGGGCCUACAGCACUAACACUCUCACUCACCGCUAACACUUCUUAAACUUGGUGAAGCAAGUUGGGUGUCGUGAAGCAAGCUCCUGACACAAGCAACUGAAUAAUGGGAGCCCUUGGAGGAGCCCAAGAGAGAAGAGCGCCGCAAACAGCAGCAGCAGCACCAGCAGCAGCACCAGCAGCUGCAGCAGCACCAGCACCGGCACCAGCAGCAGCAUGUAGAAGUAUUGGACGUGGCAGUGCUCGCCUGGCGGUGCUGUCGGCACUGCUGCAGGCGGUAGUGCUGAUAAGGGUGACGACGCAGGCGACGGCCCAAAUAACAGAAGGGAUUGAAGCCCUCCAAGACUUGAUCAGCACCGACCCUCAGCUGCUGUGCCUCUACGUCACCUGUCAAGAGCCCGUCUUGGCCUCUGACUGUCCAGAAGGCACUCUCUAUAUGGAGGGCGUCGCCCAGUUCGGCUGCUGCGGAGCCUGCGUCAGAUUCAGAGAGAAAGGCGAACCAUGCACGGGUGCCAUCGACGACAAAUCAGUUGGUGACGUGCCCAUCAUGGUCGGGAUUAGCUCAGCAAGGGAAGACAACGUGGUGGAGUCCUCCUGGUGCAACCAUACAUAUUUCUGCACCUCUCAGCACAAGUGUCAGCCUAACUCGCAAGAUAAAGGCUGCCUCUUAACCCAGCAAAAGUACGACGACGCCAUAAACAGUGAUGCCUACCUUCCUUACCGUGACGACUACCGCUGGAGGCCCGAUUGUACCCCCCAGAAUGAGUACGAAGCCAAGCAAUGCAAGGGACCCAGAGGGGAGCAGGAUAAAAGGUGUGUGUGUGUUGAUCCAGAGGGCAACAGAAUCUACGGAGAAGCCUUCCCAGAGCAGAAACAACUUUAUAACUCCAUGAACUGUAAGUGUUCCCGGCGAGUGUGGGAGCUACAGCAGGCAGGGAAGACUACCAUAACCCUUCACUGUCUGGAGAAUGGUAACUACGAGCCCCUGCAGUGUGAGGACGGCUGGUGUUACUGCAUAGACCCGGUCACCGCUAUUCCCUACGGCAAUAAUCUACCCGAAGCUGCCAAGCACUUUCUUCACUGCUAUAAUAGCACAGUGACGGGAGAGCAAUACCUGCGGCGGUGUGAGAGUGAGUACGUAGCUUACGUCAAACUGUCGGAGCAUAUGGCCUUGAAGGGUGUGCGAGGACCCUACAAGCUCCUGGUCUGCGACCCCGACGGGUCCUACAGCGCCAGGCAAUGCGACAUCAGCUCGUGUAAGUGCUACGACAAGUAUAUGGACCAACCGGCUCUCACCGGGUCCAAUUCUCCAGGCUGCCAGUGCGCACGGCACACGCAGCUGUACCAAGAUGCAGGCGUCAUAGUACAGCUCCAGUGCCAGUUGAACAAUGGGAACUAUACUGUUCAUCAAAAGCAAGGAAAUAGCGGGCUCCAACAGGCAGGAACAGUGUUCUGUGUCGACGAUGAUGGAGUUCGCGCUGGCCCUCUGGUCUACGAAACCUGGGAAGAGAACCUACUGUGUAACACUGCCGCAAGCUGUCAAACCAAUGGAGUUGGUUGCGAAUCGGCAUGCUCCAAUUGCGAUACUACUGCCUAUGCAAAUUACGUAGAGUGACCAACUGCCUGACUUCACAUACCAGCAGUGACUAUGAUAAUCUACCUACCAGCAGUGACCAUAAUAAUCUACCUACCAGCAGUGACAAUAAUAAUCUACCUACCAGCAGUGACUAUGAUAAUCUACCUACCAGCAGUGACAAUAAUAAUCUACCUACCAGCAGUGACCAUAAUAAUCUACCUACCAGCAGUGACUAUGAUAAUCUACCUACCAGCAGUGACUAUGAUAAUCUACCUACCAGCAGUGACUAUGAUAAUCUACCUACCAGCAGUGACUAUGAUAAUCUACCUACCAGCAGUGACAAUAAUAAUCUACCUACCAGCAGUGACCAUAAUAAUCUACCUACCAGCAGUGACCAUAAUAAUCUACCUACCAGCAGUGACAAUAAUAAUCUACCUACCAGCAGUGACCAUAAUAAUCUACCUCCCAACAGUGACCAUCCUAUUUCAAGUGUGAACGUGUUCUCUAUAUCACAGGCACUAGGCUACAGAAACUUUAAACAGUGACUGAUCUCUCCUAGGCUAAGAGCGAAUUUGGACCGACCUUCCCCAAGUGUAAACUGUGACCAGUCUACCCCAAAUGUUAACACUGAUCAAGCUACCCCAAGAGUAGGCAGUGAUGAGUUUACCCCCAAGUGUUAACAGUGGUCUACCCCAAUGGUAAACAGGUAUCAGUCUACCCCAGCUGUGAAAAAUGACGAGCUGCUGGCUGGCGAAAUUGACAUACUGUCCCCGUUUUCUGUUUUGGGUCCUCUGGUAGGUUAGGAUAAGGGCACUAACCAAGUACAGGACGCAAUCAAGUAUGAGCCACUAUCAGGCAUGAAUAGAAAAAUAUCCAAAAGAAAAUUAAUAAAAGUCACAAUGCUGUUGUGUUUAAUGACAUGUAUAUAUAUAUAUAAUAUAUAAUCAUAUCGCUAAUUUAAUUACUUAGUUAAUAUCGCUAAUGGAAACUCUUUAACUGCAUAUAAUACAUUAUCAUUACUGCAAUCUUACAAAUAUAUUUAAUGUUAGGUAACGCCAAACGGAAAUAUUUGUAAUAAUAUUGUAUACACUAAGCAAUAUUAAAUCUAACAAUCUAAACAAUAUUAAAUUCUGUAGAUGCUAUAAUAACAUAGCAUCCACAGAAUAAUAUUGAAUG
Procambarus clarkii (red swamp crayfish) is the source of this 3103-nucleotide messenger RNA. RefSeq lists its product as uncharacterized. Lineage: Eukaryota; Metazoa; Arthropoda; Malacostraca; Decapoda; Cambaridae. The record is from RefSeq and is a predicted model, not a curated record.